AUGCUGAAGAACAACGCGAAAAAGACAGCCGCUUGUGUGGGCACAGCGGUGGCUCUCUGCCUGCUAAUGUUAUUGGUGGCUGUGCGGCAUCACGGAGCUCAUGUGGUAGCGGAGAGCAACACUCUGGAGGACACCAGGUCGCUCCCCGGAGCUGCUGCGGCGGUGGAAAGCGGCGGACAGAAGGGAUUCUCGGCAUACUUCGGCAAGUUAAGCCGCGGCCGCAGGGAAGCAGAGAAGCCCGCCGCCGGGUCCUCUGGCUCGGCCAGCGACACUGCGACUGCCACGGCUGAGGACAUCAGACCCGAUGACCUGUUCAUCGCGGUGAAGACCACCAAGAAAUUCCACCAGUCCAGACUCAACCUGCUUUUGGACACUUGGAUCUCUAGGAGCAUGCUUCAGACGUACAUCUUCACAGACGGCGAGGACGAGGAGCUCAAAAGAAAAAUGGGGAGUCACGCCAUCAACACCAACUGCUCGGCCGCUCACAGCCGACAGGCCCUGUCGUGCAAGAUGGCGGUGGAGUAUGACAAGUUCAUCGAGUCGGGAAAGAAGUGGUUCUGUCACGUGGACGACGACAAUUACGUGAACGUUCGGGCUCUGCUCAAGCAACUAUCGCAGUACCAGCACACCCAGGACGUGUACAUCGGGAAGCCCAGUCUGGAUCGGCCCAUCGAGGCCACUGAGAGGCUUGGUGACAAUAAACUGAAACCAGUCAACUUCUGGUUCGCUACUGGAGGGGCAGGCUUCUGUGUGAGUCGCGGUCUGGCACUCAAGAUGAGCCCGUGGGCCAGCGGCGGCCAUUUUAUGAACACGGCAGAGAAAAUCCGUCUGCCCGAUGACUGCGCCGUGGGCUACAUCAUCGAAUCCGUGCUGGGCGUCCCUCUCAUUCGCAGCAACUUGUUCCACUCGCACCUGGAAAACCUGCAACAAGUAUCCAGAUCUGAGAUACACAAACAGAUCACUCUCAGCUAUGGAAUGUUUGAAAACAAGAGUAAUAUCAUCAAUUUGAAAGGAGCUUUCUCCGUGGAGGAGGAUCCAUCCAGGUUCAAGUCAGUUCACUGCCUUUUGUACCCGGACACCCCGUGGUGCACCCCUCAGGUUGCCUUGUAG
Messenger RNA from Nerophis lumbriciformis (worm pipefish), 1110 nucleotides. The record is from RefSeq and is a predicted model, not a curated record. Lineage: Eukaryota; Metazoa; Chordata; Actinopteri; Syngnathiformes; Syngnathidae.